CCCUUGUGAUUGUGACACUGACACUAGUAGCACAAUAGUUUGGCCACAAACUUCGAUGCUCCAAAGUACAAACAGAUAAACAAAGAAUUGGGUUGGAACUUGGAAGAGAAUUGAAGAAAAUGGGUAAUAUUGGAAGCAUGAGGAGGAGGAGGCACCACCCCACUUCACAACCACAACCACAACCACAACCACAAGGAACAAACACAAACACAAACUACUACUCCUUUGCACCACCUCCUCCUAACUACCCCAACACACUUCUUCCUCCCUAUCACCACUACCCUCAAUCCUUUCCACCACCUUCCCUUCUCCAUCACAAAGCUAUCACCAUUAGGAAUGAUGUCAAUAUCAAGAAGGACACUCUUCGCAUCCACCCUGAUCAUCACAAUCCUCACCAUUUUCUUCUCACUUUCACCUUUGAUGCCACUGCUCCUGGAUGUAUUACAGUGAUGUUUUUUGCCAAGGAAACUUUAGAUGGUAAGCUGAUAGCUGUAGAGAAAAGCUUGGUGAAUCAGAUCUCAAUGCCUUUUCAGCAAGGUCUUUGUCAGAAGUUCAGACAACCUUCUGGAACUGGCAUUGAAAUGUCGAUGUUAGAGGAGACAGGACUAACCAAAGAAGGUGAUGCAGAAGUUUAUCCUCUUGUGCUCAAGGCUGAGGCUCGACCGUUAAACCGUUAUGAAAAUGAGGGAAACGUGUCUUCUCAAAUUACUUUGGCUAGUUUUGAGAAGAGACAAAGAGGUGAGUACAAGGUCCAAGUGGUGAAACAGGUUCUCUGGGUCAACGGGAAAAGGUAUGAACUGCAGGAGAUAUAUGGCAAUGGGAAUGUUAGUGAUGGUGAUGGCCAUGAAUCUGGUGGAGAUUGCGUGAUUUGUUUGUCAGAACCACGAGACAUAACUGUGCUUCCUUGCCGACACAUGUGCAUGUGUAGUGGCUGUGCCAAUCUUCUGAAAGUUCAUACAGCCAACUGUCCCAUCUGUCGGCAUCCAGUUGAGAGGCUUUUGGAAAUUGAAGUUAAGUAAACAAUAGAUAUGGUGAUCAAUGAAGGUCUACAUUCAACAGAAUGUUACUUCUUUUUCUUAUCCGCUUUCCACAUGCAACCAAAACUAUCUUGCCAUAUACUUGUAUAACUGAAAUUUCCUGGAUUUGCUUUUGUAACAGUUAUGGACCAGAGAAAAACAAAAAAAAAAAACACAGCAUAUUUUCCAUUUUACUAUUUUAGUAGCUACGAUGGACGUAAUUUCAAAACUUAUGGGGUAGACAAAAAGAGUAAU
This is a messenger RNA of Cajanus cajan (pigeon pea), 1271 nucleotides long. RefSeq names its product putative E3 ubiquitin-protein ligase LOG2. Gene Ontology annotation, molecular function: ubiquitin protein ligase activity. The record is from RefSeq and is a predicted model, not a curated record. Lineage: Eukaryota; Viridiplantae; Streptophyta; Magnoliopsida; Fabales; Fabaceae. Gene Ontology annotation, biological process: protein ubiquitination.